Alosa alosa (allis shad) is the source of this 2525-nucleotide messenger RNA. RefSeq names its product zinc and ring finger 2a (gene znrf2a). The transcript is spliced from 5 exons. The record is from RefSeq and is a predicted model, not a curated record. NCBI's taxonomy places the organism in Eukaryota, Metazoa, Chordata, Actinopteri, Clupeiformes, Clupeidae. Bases 507 to 1091 code for a protein of 194 amino acids.
AAUCCCAGCUUUUAACACAGCGCGAUGGCCUCCAGUAGACAGCUCGAACCUCCACGCUCUUAAACCUCGCCGUUUUCUUUGCCAUUUGUUUUCCUCUUUUUCAUAACUGCUACUCGGAAGUCAGUUUUUCUUUUAUUUGCUGUCUUACGACAGACAGAAAAAAACAAGAUUUUUGGGGAUAUGUUUGGUAAUACCUGAAGAUCAUGACAUCGGAGAGAGGAGCGCAACAAGUGCGCUAAGAAUUUCUCGCCUCACCUAUUUGGGUCAACCAGGGUUAGAUAUUUAUUUAUGUUUUUACCGUUGGGCACAAUCUCUUUUACGUUUUUUUAAACGGCAAUAGGCUCACUAGUUGUCAUCGCUGGGUUGUUUAUUUUGAGUAGCUGCUUCGUUUCCUUCAACCCCACAGACUAUGUCGGGUAACCUAUGAUCCACAGAUAAUACUGAUCCCAACUGCGUGUGAGUCGUCAACAGCAGUCAGGUGAGACCUCACACCUGAAACUACAGAAAUGGGUCCAAAACAGAGCAUUCCUGCUAACAGCGGUCGGGUCAGAGCUUAUUCCGGCUCGGAUGUCCCUUCGUCCACUUCUGGUAACGGGGCAGGUAGGACUGCUGGGUUGAGAGGCACAGCGGGGAUUUCACAAAUGGGUCAAAGGGGCAGAUACAACCAAGGUACCAGGCCGAAUUCACUUCACCAAGCAGCGGUUAAUAUACCAAACAGCGGUGGGAAUCACAGUAGCAGCGAUGACACCGAUGGAGAGACAGAUCUACCCGGCAGGAGUAGGCUCCUGAUAGGAUCCUUACCAGCCCACCUCUCACCGCACCUACUUGGAGGGUUUCACUGUCCCGUAUGCUCCAAGUUUGUCCCGUCUGAUGAGAUGGACCUGCACCUUGUCAUGUGUCUCACCAAACCCAGACUCUCCUAUAACGAGGACGUCCUAGCAAAGGAUUCUGGGGAGUGUACAAUAUGCUUGGAUGACAUGGUCCAGGGAGACACCAUUGCUCGCCUGCCUUGUCUCUGCAUUUAUCAUAAAGGCUGCAUAGAUGAGUGGUUUGAGGUGAACCGGUCUUGUCCAGAACACCCAUCUGAUUAAGACACAGAGCAUAUAGAGGUUUUGUAUAUUGGGGAACAGCUGAGAAUAUUCUUCACAAAAAACCCGGCAGCGACACAAGGGCACUUGGACUCUAUUGCUUCCCUCCUGCCACAAGACAUAUCAGUGCCACCACAAAGGGCUUCCACUGCUCCAAGGACUCACCAAAGUGCCAAAAACGUAGCAUCUUCUAGUAAAGCAAAUCCUCUGGGAUUUCAUGUUGUUGGUUUUGCACUCCCAAACCUAACUCCAUUCCACAAAAGAAAGCAAGGUUGCUGGAUCACUGACCAGGGAGGGUCCUUUCUGGUCUGUUUGAGCUUUACAUGACCUUUGAAUGACCAAACCACAGGCCUGAAUCAUCAGCAUGGUCUGGGGUCAGUGAAUAGGUCAGGGUAGAGGAUAUGUAUGGUUUAAAGAGCGUGACAAAUGAAUGAAUGUAUCAAACCGUGUUGCCCAGAGAUAUUCCCAUUUCGGCAUGAAGGGCAGAGACACACAAGGGAUGAUUUCAGGGAAAGAUAUGUACAUAUUUAUGAUCAGAUAUUAACGUGAUCUUAACUUUGUAAAUCACUGUUGCCAAUUGAAAAUGAUGUAAUGAUAGUAAUGACAGUUUAAUUACAGCAUUGCAGUUCUCUCUCAGCUUUAGUAGCAGAUGAUUCCCAACAACAAUAACCGGGCGGUCUGUCUAGCAGGCCGGUGAAGGUAUGCAGCAUUACAUUCCAUAUCUGUGUAGGAACGUAACUGGCCUCUGAUGGACAAAAGAACGAGUCAGUGAUGUCACUGACUAGAGUGCUCGUAAACACAUCUGGACAGAUAAUGGACUCCAUGGACAAGAAAGGCCACCCUAGGCUAGGAAUGUGGUACAGUGUGAAAUAAGUGCCAUUCUUUUGUGUAAAAUAUGCUGCUGUAAUAUACAUAUAUGUUGUGCGUAUGUGUGUGUGUGUGUGUGAGAGUGCGAGCGUGUGUCAGAUAUGUCACGAACGAGAUCAACCAAAGAAGAACACCACUUUACUUUGUGCUUAGUCAUUUAAUCAAAUAAGACCACUGCAGCUUAAAAACUUUUACUGUAUAUAAAUGAAAACAAAGUUAUGUACACCUGCAAGAAAAUCAUCGAACACUUCAAUAACAGGUGACAUAAUGACUAUGAUGAGUUUAAAAUUAAUAUUAUGGAUCAUAGUCCAAUACUAUACCAAUUUACUAAAUAUCAUUAAUUCAGUUCAGUAGUCCUGUCUGUGUCUUUUAUUUCUAUAGAGAACAGGUGGUCUGCAAAGGUAGUUAAUGAUUACAUUAUUAGGGAUAAAAACAAGCAUUAUGACAGUGCUCUGAAAGGAUUCAGAUCUCUUGUGUGAGCUGCUACUUGAGUUAUUUUCCCUGUACAACUUGACACUGAUGAUUGUUCAAAUAAACUUUAGCUGUGCUAGCUAGGUUUUUGUUCAUGGA